Thalassophryne amazonica is the source of this 14923-nucleotide messenger RNA. Its product is annotated as titin homolog. The record is from RefSeq and is a predicted model, not a curated record. Lineage: Eukaryota; Metazoa; Chordata; Actinopteri; Batrachoidiformes; Batrachoididae. The transcript is spliced from 25 exons. Bases 33 to 14327 code for a protein of 4764 amino acids.
UCCGAGUGUCUGAUAGGUGGACUUCAGCCACCAUGAGUAAACCCGGCACGCUCAAAGUCAAGAGUUUGUUCAAGCUAAAGUCACCGGACAAGGAGAACAAACAGCGCGGCUCCUUCACGCACGAGCCGCCUGAGAGACCCGGGGACAUGCCGGCGUCUCCGCCGACCAGCCCCGGGGAGUACGAGCCAGCGCCCGCUGACGGCUCCCCGAUUUCUCCCAAAACCAAAAAGGCUAAACGGCUUCUGUCGUUCAAGCUGAGGCGGAAAAAAUCCAAACACAAAGAAGAAGGAAAUGUUUUCUCCCUGGAGCCUGAUGGAAGCAACUUGAACCGUCACAUGAGCUAUGACCAGAUGAGUGUUUCCACAGAGUGCAGCUUCCAGACAGAACCAGACUGGGACGCUUAUUCUAUGUCCAAUUCCGUGAUCAGCCUGGACAUGACACAGCAGAGCAGUCCCACUUCACCCUCCAGAUUCUUCAAGAAUUCAGAUGACAAGAGGGGAGUGCUUGAUCGCAUCAGCAGUUUCUUCAACUCCAAGAGAAGGAGGAGCCGCAGUAAGCAAUAUUCAGACAUCUCUACAGGUACCAGUCCUCUGAGCUCGCCGGCAUCCCCCUUGUCUCCACAUUCUCCACAGUUUGCCCAGGAAGAUGAGCAGAAGACUCCAACUCCGAGUCGUAAAGUGUUGGAACUGAGUGGACUUUCUGAUGGAGCGGAGCGUGCGGACAGCCCCUGCCACAGCUCCAGCACCUCCAGCCUGGCUUCUCUGGUGGCAGCUGAUGCAGACUUUCCUUUCGCAGACAGCAACAGUAGCAGUCAAAGUAGUGUGAGGGAGGUGCACAUUUACCGGGUCAGCAAAGUUGUCACUGACAAGAAUUCUGGGAAUACGACUCCCACCUUGUCUGAUUUUGUGACUUCCACGCAUCUAACUUCGAAUUCCAAUGUCGGUUUUACACAAUCUGUGGUGGAGGAGGUGAGCAAGCGGCUUCAGGUCAGUUUGGAAGAAACCUGCUUUAUAAACGCACAGCCCGUGGGUGAGGACAGCAAGAUCACCCCGACUUCAUUUCAAAUUACACCUUCUGAAUCAUGCGAGGUGCCAAAGUCCUCCAACGUUACCUGUAAAAGUUUACAAUCCAACGCUCACUCUGUGACAGGUGGAGGAGGGAUGGGCAACAACAACUCCCUCGCUGGAACAAAGAGAGGCUCUCAGUCAUCAUCCCGCCUCAUCACUGCGCCACUCCAAGGAGAUGACUCUCCAGAUGUGGGGAGGGAGCCUACAGAAGACAAAGCAACACCUGAAAAGCCCACCAGCAGCCUCUCAGCAGAGACGCCAACCUCCGUAAGGAGCCCUUCACCUGAGAAGGAGGAGGAGCUGAGGACGGACUCUCCUGUGCAGCUCCAUAAAGCCAUAUGGGUAGAAACACACCUGGGAGAGGAAGAGGAGGAAGAGGAAGACCAGGAGGAGGGCUUCAGACCGGACUCACCGCCUGUGCUGGCCAUACCUGUCACAGUCAUUCCUGUAGAGGGCUCGCUGUCCGAGGGUGAGCUUUUUACCGCCUCAGAAGUUUUGCCAUUUCCUGGCAAGCUUCCACCCUCAACCAUCUCCUUGGCAGCGGCUGCAGAGGAGUGUCAAACAAACCUACUACCGCCAGAGGAGCGCCACGCUGGCACAGACUCAAAACAAACUUCCCAUCUGGACAAACACAGAGGGAAAGACAUCCGCAUAACACGCAAGACGGUAAACCUGCCUUCAAAAGGACAGGUUUACGCUCGCAAGGUGUACGUGGCUCCAGAGCCGAAUUCAGACGACCACGAGGAGCAAGAGGGACACGUGGCAAGAGAGGAUGAGAGCUGGGAUUCAACAGAGGCGAAAAUCCUUAAAAAUAACAAUGCAGAACUGGAGGAAGCCGAGCAAACAUUGAACAUUGAUGGAUUUUCUCCAUCUGUAGACAUGCAUAGACAAAGGUCACAUGGUGUGGGGUCAAGGGUGAAAGGCCAAGGGAACAACCAGGCCACUCCCUCUAAACCAGGGCUUAAAGCAGCAGCAGAACGUCACCCAAGUGCAACAAGUGCAGCAAAGACCUCAUCUCCUGCAGCUGGCUGGAAGACUAGAAGUAUUCCAUCAAAGGCAAAGGGCCUCACAGAGAGCUCAAAAACAGGAACCUCUAGUGACCUCCCAAAUGACAUUGAAAGAACUGUUUCUGUGGUACCAGCAUUAAAAGACCAAGCCAUCCCAGAAAGCACCAGUUCAAAGUGUAAACUCCCAAAAAGGUUAACAUCAGAUAGUGAUGUUAAAUCACCAGAUAUACCAGAAAAGACUUCAGUAACCAGUGUACCUGGAAUAGUCAUUUCCAAACUACAAAAACAACUCAGAUCCAAACAAACUGUAGAAUCUUCAGUCGGCACAUCUGAAGUUGACAAGACAACAACUUUUGAGGAACCUAAGAGAGAAACUACUUUGCCAGGAGAAUUUACUCAAACAAAAGCAACAACCCAGAUAAAACUGACUCGGAAAACAUUAGAUGACAAUACUAACUCUAUUAAGAUGGUGAAUGGGGUAGAGAAAACCUACAAGGUCAGUCAUGGCAAAAUACGACCCACACCUGAGAGAGAAAGACUAGAUGGCAAAAACCUGGGACAGAACGUUUUGGAAAACAACACCUCUACAACAACAAGGAGCCGUUUGCCCGUUUCUUCUCCAGUCAGAAAGGCCAACGAGAUGCGGCAAACAAGUGGCCCCAGCUUUAAAAGAAUUACAGCUGGUCAGACAGACUUAUGUGGACCCAAGUCAAUCCAGAACAGUCCAGAACAGGAGGAAGUAACCCGUGUGGAUAGGCCUGCCAAUGAGAUACCAACCUUACCUCCUGAAGGUCCCAAAAAAGGACAGAGUCUGUCUCCAACACGGUCCAAACAAAUCUCCAGGGCAAGUGCCAGUCAUGAAGAAAGUAUCAGCCCCACUUCUUGUGUGUCUCCACCUCCCACCAAGCAAGAGCGAGUCACCUUAAAGCUGUCCAAACAAAGUGACAGUGUGUCCACAACUGGAAAACAGCAGCACAAGAGCCCAGUAAGAGAGUCUACUGAUCUGUGUUCCUCUGCAAGUAAACUCCCUACACUGGGUCAGAGGAGCGCCACCAAGAUUAAAAGCAGAAGAAUUCAGCACUCCCCAACCAGAAAUUCUGCAAGCACAUUAAGGAAUAAAGAAGGUGUGAUGGACAAAUCCAAUCAGAGCACGAAUAUCAAGUUAGCGGUCAGACCCUCUGAGCAUGCUGCUGCAGAGGAACAAGUGAAGGAUGAUGAUGACGCACAGCAAGCUGAGGUUAAAGUCAAGACGGAAGGGGAACACCACAUGAAAAGACCCGCUGACAGCCACUCCAGCACUCAUAAAAUCAAACUGCAAAUAAAACAGAAGGAGAAAAUCAGUCCAACAACUGAGGAAAAUUCCAAACUCCAAUCUGUACGAAAAAACGAUGCAGUCAUUAGUAGAAUCACUCAAGAAAAAAUGGCACCAGUAUCAGGCCCGACAGCUGAUAAGGUGAUCAAAUCGAUUCCAUCUGAGUUGCCAUUUAAUGACACGAACCGCGCUGAAACUGAUGGCAAACAGCAAACGAAACUCAAGCCUGAACCUUUAUCCACAGUUCAAAGUGAGUUAAUCCCACAAGAGCAGAAUUCCUCAGAAUGUUCUCCACUACAAGUAAAUGAAAAACCUCUUUUAGGGACAAUCCAGCUAAGAGGUAACAUAAAACUGGAUGUAAUCCGCCAAAAAGACCUUUCAGAGCCAAAUCCUACAGUGUUGGAUCAGGAUACAAAACCCAGUCACGGGGAUGUAAUGGAUAUGCGAGACAAAGGUGUUGAGAUUGACAGUGUUGGCCAUGAUAUUGUACCCCACAGUGCUUCCUUUACUGAUGUUAUAUCUAAUAACAAAAGUAGUCUGCCUGCUGAACUGCCCUCUAAAGAUCAAGAUCUAGAAAGAAAAAAAUCACUUUCAGUCACUCACAUUGCUGACUCAGUCGAAACGCCAGCAACAAGGACACCAACAGAAAAGGAAAACAAAUCUAAGGCUCAAUGCGCACAGAUCGUUCUUGAAAGUGGAACUUUACCUGACACCACAAGUAAAGAUUCUACCAAAAAUGCUGAAAGGCUGACAAAAAACAAAGAGCAGAUUAACAGCAAACCCAGCAGGGCUUUGCACAUGCAAACAGACACAAUGACUGUGGCACAGUUUCCCAAGAAUGUCGAGAAUCAGCUGUACAAAGAGUCUCUUUUACUGGGAGCAGAAUCUGAAAUACAAGAGAAAUACACAAAAGCAGAUGAGAAGCUGAAUGGUGCAGCUGAGGAAAGCAUUAAUUCAAAUACCAUUUCUAAAAAGGAUGUCAAAGACAUGGCCAUGAAAGCUGACACAAAGAAAGGCAUCACAAAAGCAGCGAAGCCCUCUAAUCUGUCAUCAGAGGAAAGAUCUUUAAAGCUCAACUCAGAAGAAAAGCAAGUGGAAGAAAUCUGUGUAGUCAGUGACAAUGCAGACAACGCGGCCACUACGACAGAGAGACCUCAGAUCAUUUCUAAGGGAGAUGUUGGGAGUGGUGAUACAAAAAGCACACGAGCAGCUCUGCCAACAAAAGUGGUCAAAAAUGAAAAGGGGCGCAAACUGUUUGUUACUAUUGAAGAAGAAGUCUGGGACAAGAGUGCGAAUCAGGACGACAAAUACAUUAUAGUGUUAAAGGAGCACCAAAUUUUAAAAAGGGAUAAAAUCCCAAAACAAAAGGCAGUAGGCACUGAAACCGACAGUGAAGGAAGUCCAAAAGAAAAGCCCACAACCAAGGAGUCACCAGAGAAGGACUCAGUCAGUAACCAAGCAGAUGAACUUAUUGAGAAACCACAUGACCAGCAGGUCAGACCUGUGACAUGUGAAGAUGAGAACACAAUCAAACCAAAGAAAAAUACAUUUAAAUCAACAGAAACCAAAUCCCUGAAUUCUAACCUGGAACAGAAACUGCGGACCAUCACUACAACACCUCCAGAAGAGACGCAUGACAGGUCAGUUUCAAAAAGAGACACAACUCCAGAGUUAAAGCAUAGAAGCAAUGAAAGUCUGAGUGCAGAAAAAGAAGAUGGUGAAAAUAAGGAUUUGCCAAUAAAAAGUGCAAAGAUGGUGCUCGCAACUAGUACUGGUAGCAUGGACAUUAGCAACCACACAGAGAAGGUGCUCCCAGUUGUUACAGAUCAAUAUGACAAAUCUAAAGAACUGGAGAAAAAGACUGAUCAGGUCUCAGGCUUUAACUUGGUUCCGGAACUAAGAACAACACAAGGUUUUAGCACAGCUGAAGUCAAUAUGGAAGAUAAGAUUCACCCUGAAGAAUGUGCUGAAGAUGAAAAUAAAGUCACAAAGCCAGAGGGUGAGUUGGAACCAGAGAGUGUAACAAUAAAACCCGUGAAGAAGACAAAUGAGGGCUCUGUUUCAAAAACAGACGCAACUCCAGAAAAUAAACCUGGAAGUGCUGUAGGUCUGAGUGCAGACACCAAAGAAGAACAAAGUGAAAUAAAGGAUUUACCAGCAAAAAGUGGAAAAAUGGACCUCACAACAGAAAGCAGUGGGUUUGAAGCCAGCAACCAAAAGGAGAAUGAGCUUGUAGGUGUCAUAGAUAAGCCUGAAGAAACUCAAGAACCAGAUAAUAAGACAGAUCAAACCACAGAAUUUAGAAAUGAACAUUUUAACCUGAUUCAUGAACCACAGGCCAUAACAGUUGAAGCUCCAGAGAAGACACCAGAAGCUCUUACAAUAGCUGGUGUGACUAUGGAGGAUAAGAAAAACAAGCAGAAGAUCCACACUGAAGAAUGUGUUGAUAAAAAUAAAAUCACAGAGACAGGGGGUCAGAUGAAACCAGAGACUACAAAACCUCCCGAGAAGACAAAUGAGAGCUCUGAUUUAAAAAUGGGCACAACUCAAGAAAUCAAGUCUGUAACCACUGAAACUGUGAGUGCAGAAUCCAGAGAAGAAGAGAUUAAAACAAAGGAUUCAUCAAUAACAUCAGGGAAGAUGGAAUUGACAACUGAUAACAGUGGCUUUGAUGUUAGGAACCAAAACAAUGCAGAGCUCACAGCUGUCAGAGAUCAACAUGAAGAAACUAAAGGACCUGAGAAAAGCAUUGACCAGUUUACAGACUUUGAAGGUCAAAAUGCUGAUGUAAUAGUGGAACCUCCAGAGAAAACAUCAGAAGGUCUUAUCACAGCUGAUGUCAGUGUGCAGGAUAAGAAGCAGGAGCAGAAGAUCCACACUGAAGAAAGCAUUGAUGACAAUAAAGUCACAGAGACAGAGGAUCAGAUGAAAACAGAGACUGAAACUGCAAAACCUCCAGAGAAGACAAAUGAGAGCACCAUUUUAAAAAUGGACACAACUCAAGAAAAUAAACCUGCAUGCACUGAAGGUCUAGCUGCAGAAACCAGAGAAGAAAACAGUGAAACAAAGGAUUUACCAACAAAAAGUGGACAAAUGGACCUUGCAACAGUAAACAGUGGGUCUCAAGUCAGCAACCAAAAGGAGAACGAGCUUGUAGCUGUCAUAGAUCGACCUGAAGAACCCAAAGAACCAGAGAAAAAGGCAAAUCAAACCACAGAAUUUAAAAAUGAACAUUCUAACCUGGUUAAUGAACCACAGACCAUCACAGCUGAAGCUCCAGAGAAGACACCAGAAGUUCUUACUACAGCUGAAGUGACUAUGGAGGAUAAAAAAGAUGAGCAGAAGAUCCAAACUGAAGAAUGUGUUGAAGAUGAAGAUAAAGAAGAGAUUAAAACAAAGGAUUCAUCAAUAACAUCAGCAAAGAUGGAGUUGACCACUGAUAACAGUGGUUUUGAUGUUAGCAACCAAAAAGAUGCAGAGCUCACAGCUGUCAGAGAUCAACAUGAAGAAAAUCAACAUGAAGAAAGUAAAGAAUCUGAGAAAAGCAUUGACCAGUUUACAGACUUUGAAGGUCAAAACUCUGAGGUAACAGUGGAACCUCCAGAGAAGAUGACAGAAGAUCUGACCACAGCUGAACUCAGUGUGGAGGAUAAGAAAGAGGACCAGGAGAUCCACACUGAAGAAUGUGCUGAAGAUGAAAAUAAAGUUGCAAAACCAGAGGAUCAGCUGAAACCAGAGACUGAAACUAUAAAACCUCCAGAGAAGACAGAGAAUGAGCUUGUAGCUGUCAUCGAUCAACCUGAAGAACCCAAAGAACCAGUGAAACAGGCAGAUCAAACCACAGAAUUUAAAAAUGAAUGUUCUAACCUGGUUCAUGAACCAGAGACUAUCACAGGUGACGCUCCAAAGAAGACCACAGAAGCUCUUACCACAGCUGACGCCAGUGUGGAGGAUAAGAAAGACAAGCAGAAGAUCCACUCUGAAGAAGGUGUUGAAGAUGAAGAUAAAGUCACAGAACCAGAGGAUCAGCUGAAACCAGAGACUGAAUCUAUAAAAUGUCCAGAGAAGACAGACAACAAGCUUGUAGCUGUCAUAGAUCGACCUGAAGAACCCAAAGAACCAGUGAAACAGGCAGAUAAAACCACAGAAUUUAAAAAUGAACAUUUUAGCCUGGCUCAUGAACCACAGACCAUCACAGGUGAAGCUCCAAAGAAGACAACAGAAGCUCUUACCACAGCGGAAGCCAGUGUGGAGCAUAAGAAAGACAAGCAGAAGAUCCGCAUUGAAGAAGGUGUUGAAGAUGAAGAUAAAGUUGCAAAACCAGAAGAUCAGUUGAAACCAGAGACUGUAAAACCUCCAGAGAAGACAAAUGAGAACUCUGUUUUAAAAAUAGACACAACUCCAGAAUUCAAACCUGUAACCACUGAAACUGUGAGUGCAGAAACCAGAGAAGAAGAGAUUAAAACAAAGGAUUCAUCAAUAACAUCAGUGAAGAUGGAGUUGACAGCUGAUAACAGUGGUUUUGAUGUUAGCAACCAAAAAGAUGCAGAACUCACAGCUGUCAGAGAUCAACAUGAAGAAAGUAAAGAAUCUGAGAAAAGCAUUGACCAGUUUACAGACUUUGAAGGUCAAAACUCUGAGGUAACAGUGGAACCUCCAGAGAAGAUGACAGAAGAUCUGACCACAGCUGAACUCAGUGUGGAGGAUAAGAAAGAGGACCAGGAGAUCCACACUGAAGAAUGUGCUGAAGAUGAAAAUAAAGUUGCAAAACCAGAGGAUCAGCUGAAACCAGAGACUGAAACUAUAAAACCUCCAGAGAAGACAGAGAAUGAGCUUGUAGCUGUCAUCGAUCAACCUGAAGAACCCAAAGAACCAGUGAAACAGGCAGAUCAAACCACAGAAUUUAAAAAUGAAUGUUCUAACCUGGUUCAUGAACCAGAGACUAUCACAGGUGACGCUCCAAAGAAGACCACAGAAGCUCUUACCACAGCUGACGCCAGUGUGGAGGAUAAGAAAGACAAGCAGAAGAUCCACUCUGAAGAAGGUGUUGAAGAUGAAGAUAAAGUCACAGAACCAGAGGAUCAGCUGAAACCAGAGACUGAAUCUAUAAAAUGUCCAGAGAAGACAGAGAACAAGCUUGUAGCUGUCAUAGAUCGACCUGAAGAACCCAAAGAACCAGUGAAACAGGCAGAUAAAACCACAGAAUUUAAAAAUGAACAUUUUAGCCUGGCUCAUGAACCACAGACCAUCACAGGUGAAGCUCCAAAGAAGACAACAGAAGCUCUUACCACAGCGGAAGCCAGUGUGGAGCAUAAGAAAGACAAGCAGAAGAUCCGCAUUGAAGAAGGUGUUGAAGAUGAAGAUAAAGUUGCAAAACCAGAAGAUCAGUUGAAACCAGAGACUGUAAAACCUCCAGAGAAGACAAAUGAGAACUCUGUUUUAAAAAUAGCCACAACUCCAGAAUUCAAACCUGUAACCACUGAAACUGUGAGUGCAGAAACCAGAGAAGAAGAGAUUAAAACAAAGGAUUCAUCAAUAACAUCAGUGAAGAUGGAGUUGACAACUGAUAACAGUGGCUUUGAUGUUAGGAACCAAAACAACGCAGAGCUCACAGCUGUCAGAGAUCAACAUGAAGAAACUAAAGAACCUGAGAAAAGCAUUGAUCAAUCUACCGAUGUUGUAGGUCAAAAUGCUGACAUAACAGUGGAACCUCCAGAGAAAACAUCAGAAGGUCUUAUCGCAGCUGAUGUCAGUGUGCAAGAUAAGACGCAGGAGCAGAAGAUCCACACUGAAGAAUGUGUUGAUGACAAUAAAGUCACAGAGACAGAGGAUCAGAUGAAACCAGAGACUGAAAGUACACAAUCUCCAGAGAAGACAAAUGAGAGCUCUGUUUCAAUAACAGAUGCAAUUCCAGAAAAUAAACCUGCAUGCACUGAAGGUCUAGCUACAGAGACCAGAGAAGAAAACAGUGAAACAAAGGAUUUACCAACAAAAAAUGGAAAAAUUGAUCUUGCAGCAGCAAACAGUGGGUCUCAAGUCAGCAACAAAAAGGAGUACAAGCUUGUAGGUACCAUAGAUCAACAUGAGGAAACUAAAGAACCAGAGAAUAAGGCAGAUCAAACCACAGAAUUUAAAAAUGAACUUUCUAACCUGGUUCAUGAGCCACAGACCAUCACAACUGAAACUCCAGAGAAGACAACAGAAGCUCUUACCACAGCUGAAGUGACUAUGGAGAAUAAAAAAGAUGAGCAGAAGAUCCACACUGAAGAAUGUGUUGAAGAUGAAGAUAAAGAAGAGAUUAAAACAAAGGAUUCAUCGAUAACAUCAGCAAAGGUGGAGUUGACCACUGAUAACAGUGGUUUUGAUGUUAGCAACCAAAAAGAUGCAGAGCUCACAGCUGUCAGAGAUCAACAUGAAGAAAGUAAAGAACCUCAGAAAAGCAUUGACCAGUUUACAGACUUUGAAAGUCAAAACUCUGAAGUAACAGUGGAACCUCCAGAGACGAUAGCAGAAGGUCUGACUACAGCUGAAGUCAGUAUGGAGGAUAAGAAAGAGGACCAGGAGAUCCACACUGAAGAAUGCGCUGAACAUGAAAAUAAAGUCACAAAACCAGAGGAUCAGCUGAAACCAGAGUCUGAAACUAUAAAACAUCCAGAGAAGAUAGAGAAUGAGCUUGUAGCUGUCAUAGAUCAACCUGAAGAACCCAAAGAACCAAUGAAACAGACAGAUCAAACCACAGAAUUUAAAAAUGAAUGUUCUAACCUGGUUCCUGAACCACAGACCAUCACAGCUGGAGCUCCAGAGAAGACACCAGAAACUCUUACCAUAGAUGAAGUGACUAUGGAGGAUAAAAAAGAUGAACAGAAGAUCCACACUGAAGAAUGUGUUGAGGAUGAAGAUAAAGUCACAAAGCCAGAGGAUCAGCUGAAACCAGAGACUAUAAAACCUCCAGAGAAGACAGAUGAGAGCUCUGUUUUAAAAAUGGACACAACUCCAGAAUUCAAACCUGUAAUCAAUGAAACUGUGAGUGCAGAAACCAGAGAACAAGAGAUUAAAACAAAGGAUUCAUCAGUAACAUCAGUGAAGAUGGAGCUGAAAACUGAUACCAGUGGCUUUGAUGUUAGGAACCAAAACGACACAGAGCUCACAGCUGUCAGAGAUCAACAUGAAGAAACUAAGGAACCUGAGAAAAGCAUUGAUCAAUCUACAGAUGUUGAAGGUCAAAAUGCUGACGUAGCAGUGGAACCUCCAAAGAAGGGAACAGAAGCCCUUACCACAGCUGAGGUGACUAUGGAGGAUAAAAAAGACCAGCAGAAGAUCCACACUGAAGAAGGUUUUGAAGAUGAAAAUAAAGUCACAGAGACAGAGGAUCAGCUGCAAACAGAUACUGUAACUAUAAAACCUCCAGAGAAGACAAAUGAGAGCUCUGUCUUAAAAAUGGAUACAGCUAAAGAAAUUAAACCUAUAAGGGCUGAAACUGAAAGUGUGAGUGCAGAAAUCAGAAAAGAGCCAGAGGAUCAGCUGAAGGCAUCAAGGAUCGAUACCAAAAGGGAUCUUGAAGCAUUUUUUUCCAAAAAUACAAAAUAUGAUGAGAAAGAGACCAUAUCUAAUAUUGUCAGAAAUAAAAUUGUCAACAGAGAAAUCCAUAAAAGUGAUAACGCCAUCACAGAAAACAAAAAAACAUGUGAAUCAUUAACAGAGAAUUUGGACACACAUGGAAGCUCACAAGAUACUUUGAAAGAGGACCUCCACAACUUCACUGAUCCAACAAAGCCAUCAAAGACAAAAUCCACUAACACUUUGUCAUCUGAGGCUACAGUGAAGCUGUCAGGUCUACCUCAGAGUAUGCAGGCUGAUAAGCAUUCUCCAUCGAGCUGGUUAGAUGUGGAACCUCAUAAAAAACACCGUCAGAAAAAGGAAAAGAAGAGAAGACUAGAUGCCUCAGCGAGCGAGGACGAAUCCCUCGAGCCUGAUGACUUUGAUAGUUUUAUCAGGAACAUCAAAGAAGGAGGGAUUCCUUUCUCACUACCUCUAAAAACACAGCUCUGUAAAAACCGAUCCCCACAUUUCACUAUGCCUGCCAUCAUGGAGGACCAUUUUGAGAGAACAUUUGAUCCAGAGGAAUUCCAGUUUGGCUUAAGGAUAAAUGACAAAUAUUAUAAAGAUCUUUCGCCAGCCAUGGUGAUAAAACAAAAUGCUGCCAACAGACAAAGGAGGGGCCUGAAAAAACAUUCACAAGACAAAGUAUCAAGAGAUGAAAUGGAAUUUGGAGAUGGGGUGGAGGGCAACGAUGCAAGUCAAAAUGGGGUAAAAGAAAUGGAAAAAGAAGGAGUAGAAAAGACGGAAAAAGACCCUGGGAAGCCCAAGUCUCGUUUAGGAAGGAUGUCUAUUCUCUCCAACUUACUGAGUUCCCCUCGGACUUGCAGGAAGGCCAAAGAGGAAAAUACCUCUGCCUUAUCCAAGCAAAAACAGGACCUCCCUUCACACGGGAUAAAGGAAGGCAUUCAGUCACCCGUGGCUCACACUGGAACAGGGAAGGCGGAUGAGCAAGAAAUUAAUCUAGUUGAUGAAUCGGAAGUUGAUCCAAAAGCCACUCCUCCUCUGCCCUCAUUCUCAGAAAUAAAGCUGCCUGAUCAUAUUGAGAAAUACCUUAAGAAGAACAAAAGAAUGCCUGAAGCCACCCAGGGUUCCACAAAUACCACUACUACUAAACAAAAUCUCCAAAGGAAUGCUGGUAUGGACCACAGUGUGACAACAGGAGAGCCAAACGGGCUGUCCACUACUAAAACUAAGAUACCGGAAAUAAGAGGUUUCCACAAAAGACCUGGAAAGAUUGUCAUCCAUGAACAUGCUGAUUUUGGAGGGGAGGCGUUUGCACACUACUGUGAUGUCGAGGAUGCUACCAUGAUGAAGCUGUCUCCGGUCAUCUCAGUCAGAGUGGUCAGAGGAUGCUGGCUUCUCUUUGAAAAACCUGGGUUCCAGGGGCGUACCAUUGCCCUUGAGGAGGGUCCUACAGAGCACAUAGUGAACAUGUGGACAGAGGAAGGAAUGCCGUCCAUGCUAAACCAUAUGGGUCAGAGUGUCCCAACAGCACCUAUGGUCAUAGGUUCUAUUCGACUUGCAGUUCAGGAUUACAGCACACCCCGUAUUAACUUGUAUUCAGAGGUGAAUGGGUUGGGAAGGAUGUCUUCAUACUGUGAUGAGGUGAUAGAGAUUGGAGCCUAUGCACUCCCACAGACCACCGGCUCCAUUAAAGUUCAUUCUGGGGUCUGGCUGCUGUUCAGUGACCCCGGCUUUGCAGGAUUCCUAGCAGUACUGGAGGUGGGGGAGUAUCCCUGCCCACAGGCCUGGGGUUUCGCUGAGCCCUUUGUCGGCUCUCUCAGACCACUGCGAAUGGGAACGAUUAGAGUGGAGCAUCCCAACGAUGUCAAGGCUUUAUUGUUUGAGAAGCCCAACUUUAAUGGCGAGUGCUUGGAGGUGCACAGUGAUGUGUACAACUUGACAGGACAAGAGGAAGAAAUGGAUAGAACAGAUGGGAAGAAGAAGAAGAAGAUGCUGACAUCUGUGGGGUCUCUCAAGAUACUUGGUGGCCUCUGGGUGGGCUAUGAUGAGCCGGACUUUGAGGGACAGCAGUUCGUCCUGGAGGAGGGGGAGUAUCCUCACUGCGGUGACUGGGGAGGACAAACCGACGGGCUUCUGUCACUUCGACCCAUACGCACAGAUUUCCAGUGCCCCCAUGUUAAACUCUUCAGUGAUCUGGACUUUGGAGAGCUGGGACUAAGCAUGGAUUUGGUGGGACCCAUCCCCAACAUGGAGGGUGUUGGCUAUGGUAUCAAAACCCAGUCCGUCAACGUCCUGGGUGGAGUCUGGUUGGCGUUUGAGAAACCUGUGUUUAGCGGCGAGCUCUACGUCUUGGAGAAAGGACUGUACGGAAGCCCAGAGGACUGGGGGGCCCACAACUUCCGGAUCUCAUCCAUACAGCCUGUCUUCUACGACUCGAUGACAGGAUCCAAAUUCAAGGUGCAGUUGUUUUCUGAGCCGGACUUUGAGGGGCAGCUGCUGGUUUUGGAGGACAGUACAGCAGCUUUGGGUGAUGACUUCAUGCUCAGAUCCUGCAAGGUCCUGGCUGGCAGCUGGGCAGCCUACGAGGGAGUCCAGUUUACAGAUAACAUGUAUGUGCUGGAGGAGGGCGAAUACCCCAACAUGGAGGCCAUGGGUUUCCUGUCCUCAGACUCUACUAUCCGCUCCAUGCAGACCACUGGACAUGAGUUGUCUUUGCCCUCCAUCGUCCUGUUCAGCAAGGUGGGCUGCAGAGGUCGCAGAAUGGUGCUGACAAAAGGAGCUGUCAGCCUGCAGCAGGCUGGCCUGGAUGCACAAAUACGCUCCCUUGUGGUGGAAGGAGGAAUGUGGGUGAUGUAUGAGGACAGUAACUACCGCGGCCGACAGCUGCUUCUGCAGCCCAGUGAAGUGGGUGAUUGGUGCGAGUUCAGCAGCUGGCAGCGAAUAGGCUCCCUGCGUCCGUUAUUCCAGAGGCAGAUGUACUUCUGUCUGCGGAGCACGGAGACGGGCAGCGUGAUGACACUGACUGGAACACUGGACGACAUCAAGCUGAUGAGGGUUCAGGCCCUGGAGGAGACGGGAGCAGUUGAGCAAAUCUGGCUGUAUCGGGACGGGCGGCUUACCUGCAAGCUGGUGGAGGACUGCUGUCUGGAGCCCACAGGAAGUGUGCUGAUGGCAGGCGGUCGGCUCUGUGUUUCCCCAGAGAGAGACAAGGACAACCAGCUGUGGGACAUCACCCCAGACGGCCUAGUGCGCUGCCACUUCAAACCGGAUCUGGUCCUGGAGGUCAAAGGUGGUCAUCAGUACGAUAAGAACCAGGUGAUCCUCAACACCUUUGACAAGAGAAAACUGAGCCAGAGAUGGACCGUAGAGAUUCUGUGAUGGGUGCAACCCUCUGGAGAAGCUCUGCUGUGGGGCUGAGCCCUGUCAUGCUGGACCGUUAUCGAGCCUGUUGUGAACAUUUCAUGGAUCAGAAACCGAAUGUUUGUCCAGACUUUGAGAAAGUGUCCUUUCACACAGCUCCUGUGGUCUCUUUUGUUCUGAGUGAGCUGCAGCCACUUUUCGCCUCUGCUCACAUACCAAAAGGUCCAUGCACCCGUGGCCAUGUUUUGAGUGGAUUUAGUGAGACUGCUCUCUGUCCGUGCUGCAGGCACGACUUUCCUUCAUGGUACUUUGUGUGUUCACUCAGAAUAAUAAAUGUGAAUACUUUGUGUAUCAUAGCAGCGAUAUGAUGCCUCUCAUGCUUUUAUAGACCAAAGAUGUUUUUACUGCACUUCAAAGCAAACUUGUUAAAUUUGCGUAUCUUUCUACAACUGUUGCAACACUAACUUUGUGCCUGAAUAGUAGUUGUACAUAAGGUUUGAGGUGUCUAGGUUUAAAUUUAGAUUCAUUUCAAAGCACAGUGAUAUUGACUGCUGUUCUAAAUAUGAUUAUGUUCAGGAGAAAGCUGUUACAUGUCAGAUUAAAAUGUGAUUGUU